Molecule: messenger RNA, 2206 nt
Organism: Diorhabda carinulata
Lineage: Eukaryota; Metazoa; Arthropoda; Insecta; Coleoptera; Chrysomelidae
Product: probable metabolite transport protein CsbC
Exons: 3
Coding region: 43-1464 (473 amino acids)
Biological process (GO): transmembrane transport
Cellular component (GO): membrane
Molecular function (GO): transmembrane transporter activity
Source: RefSeq, a predicted model, not a curated record
AUCAGUUCUUUAAUCUAUGUUGACAUAUUAGGUGUUGUAUUAAUGGAGGUACAAGCUUUUGAAGUUGAAAACAUUCCGUUGCAUAGUUGUGAGAAUUUUAAGGAUCGUUUUCAUUGGUAUAUGUAUUUUUGCGCAUUUUCAGCUCAUCUUUUAAUUACUGCAUGUGGAAUGAGUGCUACGUGGUUUCUACCUGUUAUUCCAGUGCUACAGUCGAACGACACACAGAUUAAUCCUUUAGAAACACCUGUUACAACGCUACAAUUGUCAAUGUUAGUAUCCAUUCCGGUUUGUGCCGGUGGUUUGUCAUUUUUAUUUUGGUCGAAGAUAUUGGACAAAUUUGGUAGAAAAACUACAAUGCAGUUUCUUAGUAUAAUUUCAAUAUUCAGCUUACUUGUAUUAUCAUUUGCCGAGGAUAUCUAUACACUUGUAAUUUUUUUGUCAUUACAUAAAGUGUGUAUAAGUGGAUCGAUGAUAAGUGCUAUAGUUUACACUACUGAAAUAUCAUGUGAUGCUACGAGAGGCAGAAUGAGUUGCUUACUGUCAAUACAAGUACCUUUUGGAAUUCUAAUUGGGUACAUUCUUGGUUCGGUAACCAGUGUAAGAUACUUUACAUUGAUAUGUGGUGUACCAUUUAUAUUAUACCUGGUUCUGUCUCCAUUAUUAUCCGAAUCUCCUCGUUACCUUAUAUCAAAACAAAGAAACUUUGAAGUUAUGAAAGAAUUAAAAAAGUUGCGAGGAAAUAUAGCAUAUAUGGAGUACGAAAAUAUGAGAACACUGCUACCGGCAACAACUCCAACAAAACCGACGUUCUUAAGUAUCAUUAGAGAUAAUUGUUCAAGAAAAUCGUUCUUCCUUGGCAGUGAAAUUAUCACAUUCGAACAAUUUUCUGGUAUAUCGGUUAUUAUAACCUACGUGGGAGUUAUUUUCGAUAAUGCGAAUAUUGGUUUAAAAGGGAAUGAAGUUGCUAUAAUAAUUGGAGUGACAAAAAUAUUAUCCUACAUAUUAUCUCUUUAUCUUGUUGACAGAAUAGGGAGAAGACCAUUAAUGUUGUUUUCAAUAUUUAUGUGUAUGCUCUCACUGUUUGUUUUGGGCGUCUAUUUUCAUCAAGUGCACAUAGGUAGCCAACUAUUUGACAAUAUUCGUUGGUUGCCGAUUCUGUUUAUUAUAAUAUACAUAAUAGUGUAUUCUAUUGGAUUAGGGGUUGUUCCUCUGGCUUUCACUGGUGAAAUUUUCCCUGAUCAUUUAAGAGCAGUGGGGGUGGGAUAUGUUUUAAUUAUAGCCGUCUUGGAUUCUGCUAUUGUGAGUUUCAUUUUUCCUAUAAUAAAAGACUUUUAUGGAUUGCACUGGUGUUUCUGGCUAUUUGGUAUUGUAUCUUUGGUUGGAUAUAUUCGUAUAUAUCUUACUAUGCCCGAAACUAAGAAUAAAACAUUCUUAGAAAUUCAAAAUAUGUUAAAUGGAAUGUGAAAUGUUUUAUUAUCAUUUGAAAAAUAAAUAAAUUGCUUAUAAAAAUCUUCCAUCCGAUUCAUUACAUUGAUUGUAACGCCUUUAUAGCAUUAUCAAUUAUAUCCCCUUCGAUAAAGUUGUGUUAAUGCUAACCGAUGUUACUAUAUGCAUCGUUGAAAGGCUUCACUCCUUUUACUGAUACUAGUAAGGGUACAUUAAAAGUAAGGACCUUCUAGCCUAUUACAACCCGUCGGUUAUUGGCACCGAGUUUGAAUUAUUACGCGCCUAAUUUAAAUCGAAUUUGUGUAUUUAUUUAGCUCACAAUAUGCUCAAUAGCUUUUGGAUAUUAUCUUAUUACUUCAAUACAGAUUUUAAACUUUUAGACGUAGAAUAUAAAGUGCUUGUUAAAAACUACGUAUUCAUUUUACUAACGUUUGAUAAAGCAAUGGCGAGGCGAAACAAGUAACGAGAAGUAACAAGAAACAAAUUCAAACAUAUUUGGACAGACUGAACUUAUUAUAUGUAUGGAUUUUCAUCGAGUAAAAGCCUCAUCGAUUCAAUUUUUUUGUUUUAGUGUUUAGUUGGAAGAUAUCUUCACAUAAAUCAAAAUGGUGAACAAAAAUACUAAAUAGUUUAUUUAAUGCAAACGUUAAUUAAAUAUUUCAACACUUAAUUAUAAUAGAAAAUAAUAAUAAUAGUAAAAGCCAAAGUUCAAUGUGCUCUGCCUACUUUCCAAUGGUUUUUUUUGUUAACCAAAAGUUGU